Messenger RNA from Carya illinoinensis, 1098 nucleotides. Its product is annotated as secoisolariciresinol dehydrogenase-like. The record is from RefSeq and is a predicted model, not a curated record. Lineage: Eukaryota; Viridiplantae; Streptophyta; Magnoliopsida; Fagales; Juglandaceae. Bases 31 to 960 code for a protein of 309 amino acids. Gene Ontology annotation, molecular function: oxidoreductase activity. The transcript is spliced from 2 exons.
UAGACUGUUAGUUGAGAUCAAAAACAUGAUAUGAUCACAAUCACUACAAUUGAGUUCUCUCCUUAUAAAAACAUCACCAGGAAGAUCUUAUCUCCACAUCCUUCACAAUCAAUAAUAAAUAUGAACGGUGCAUCGUCUUCGCUAGCUCCCAUUGCUAAGAGAUUAGCAGGCAAGGUUGCUUUGAUAACUGGAGGUGCAAGUGGAAUUGGCAAGAGUACGGCAAAACUAUUCGCUGAACAUGGUGCUAAGGUCAUCAUUGUUGACAUCCAAGAUGAGCUUGGUUUGUCAGUUAGCCAAGACAAAAGCAUCAAUGGUACCAUUUCCUACGUCCACUGCGAUGUCACUUGUGAGUCUGAUGUCCAGAACGCUGUCAGUACUGCUGUGUCGAAGCAUGGGAAACUUGACAUAAUGUUCAACAAUGCAGGGAUUACUAUGGGCGAUGCAAACAUCUUAUCCGUUGAGCAGAAGGAUUACAAGAGAGUUUUUGAUGUGAAUGUCUUGGGGCCAUUUCUGGGCGCUAAACAUGCGGCCAAAGUAAUGAUUCCAGCAAAAAGGGGCACUAUUCUAUUCACUGCAAGUGCUUCAACAGAGUCACAUGGAUUGGCCUCACACAUCUACACAGCAUCCAAGCAUGCCGUUGUGGGACUAACAAAGAAUUUAUGUGUUGAUUUGGGUCAGUAUGGAAUUAGAGUCAAUUGCAUAUCACCACAUGCUGUGGCCACUCCAUUGUUCCUAAAAGCGUCAGGAAUAGACGAUAAGAAACAGGCAGAAGAUCUUAUAUCCUCCGCGGCAAAUUUGAAAGGGCCAGUUUUGGAAGCAGGAGAUGUGGCAGAGGCAGCUCUGUUCUUGGCGAGCGAGGCCGAGUCCAAGUACGUGAGUGGCCUUAACCUAGUCGUGGAUGGUGGUUAUAGCACAACCAAUAUAGCUUUUUCAGAGAGCAUACAGAAGUUUUUCACUUGAGAAUGAAAGCAUUAUUAUAGUUAUAUUUUCUACAAGCAUAUAUGCUUACCUACGGUCACAGUUGUAAUGUUUGUAUGUUGAGAUUUUAAAUAAUUUUCCAUGAAAUUAUAAUAAAUCAAUGGGGCCGUGAUGAAUGAA